GAUCCAUACAAAGAAUAUUCAACUAUAGAUUAUCUUGUGCUCGAAGAACUGUAGAAAAUGUGUUUGGUAUUGCUUCGGCCGUUUUUCGAGUACUCCGUAAACCCAUGUUACUUGAACCCGCAAAAGCUGAAAUAAUUGUAAUGGCAAUAGCUCAUCUACAUAACUUCUUGAGAAAAAGCUCUACAUCUUCUACUUUGUAUAUGCCACAUGACAUGUUCGAUACCAAAUCACCUUUACCAAGAGCAACAAAUGAAACAAUGUCUUCUCUAUUGCCACUUAAAAAUAUUCCCCGAAAACCAACUGAUAACGCGAAAAUAAUCAGAGACGAAUUGGCACUAUACUUUCAAAAUGAAGAUCCACUUGUGUAUCAAGAUAAUUAUGCGUAACACAAUACUUACGGUACUUUUUGUCUGUCGAACUUUAUUUUUGUCCCAAAGAAACAGCAAGCUUUUGAAAGCAAACCAACUACUUUCAUACACAUCAGAACGACCUGCAAUGAAUAUAAUAUGUUCGAUAUGUUAAUAAGUAAAUAAAAUACAUAAAUAAAAAAUAUAAUGUAAUUAUUCACAUUUACCUGUUCCUGUGCCUUUGCUUUUUUUAAUUUUUGCUUUUUCUCGCCUAAGUGCCGACAAUAACACAUUCAUUUUCUUUUUGCAUUCAUCUAUCGUGGUUUUAAAUUCCACAGCGAGCUCAUUCCAAGAAUCGUUUUUCUUUAUUUUAUUAUAAUACUGGGAAUUUUGUGGAUCCCACAAAAUUUCUUUGCUUCUAUAACUGUUAAUGAAUUUAAUCGUUACUUCUUCAGUCCACUCCAUAAUAAACCUGUCAGUAUUACUCAAAACACAGAAAAAAAGUAGAUCGCACCUUUGUUACGCAGACCAGUCCAAACCUGCAAUCCAGUGGUGCAACAUCAGCGCGUGAUGCGACACCAAAAUACCGACAUCUCGUGGGACGCCUCGAUGAUACUAUGUUGCGGGGUUACGUUGAUACGCUCCAACGUCUACACUUGUUACGCAGUGCUGUUACGAUACGCCUAUAGCAAAAACGAUUUGAAAGAGGCAGUACAAGCUGUGCAGAGAGGUACUCUAACAUUAUAUAGAGCUGCGUUAUUGUACAAAAUACCCAAAGCUACUUUAUUUACUCAUGUAAAGGGUAAACGGGGUAUAAAAAGGUAA
This is a messenger RNA of Acanthoscelides obtectus, 1172 nucleotides long. The record is from the annotation of a GenBank genome assembly. NCBI's taxonomy places the organism in Eukaryota, Metazoa, Arthropoda, Insecta, Coleoptera, Chrysomelidae.